CGCCUAGACUGGAACUCGCGCAUUGAUGGAGUCACAUGAAAGCUUCAGCAUGCGCAUGCUUCCUGCCAGACCAUGUUCGCACGCCACACCCGGACCAGGAUGAGGUCUUCAGGCGUGGUGCAAGGCUUGAAGUCGCUGGCUUCAAAGCUCCACCCACAGCUUCCAUUGACUGCUCGGGAAAGCAAUAUACUGUUGAACACCCUGACGAGUUCGUUCCGAAAGCAUCUCGAUGAGAUUCAUCCGACUGGUGCCGAAGAAGAGACAAAGUCGGCCACCAAAGGAGUGAAGGAGGGGGCAAGGGCUCCCGUUCGCAUUCACCGCGUGCGGUCUGCCGCUGCGUCCGCAGAUGAUCACCUAGUCAAGCUUCUCACGAAUCCCUUACUGGCGAGGCGUGGCCGUGAGAAUGUUCUCGACUACGACACGGCCAAAGUGGAACUUGCAAAAUCCUCCUCCAAGGAUCCGAUAGGACUUCUGGAACGG
Molecule: messenger RNA, 480 nt
Organism: Zymoseptoria tritici IPO323
Lineage: Eukaryota; Fungi; Ascomycota; Dothideomycetes; Mycosphaerellales; Mycosphaerellaceae
Exons: 1
Source: RefSeq, a predicted model, not a curated record